AUGAACCUGCUCCUGGGCACUGUCCUGCUGCUCCUGCUGCUGCCUGAUGUUGCCGAGGGACAGGACAGCUGUUCCGGGCUGCCCCGGGGUGAUGAGCACGGGGAGUGCUGCCGAGCGGUGCUGGAGCAGCAGAGCCCGGGCAGCAGCAGCCCGGUGUUCCACCUGUCCCAGCGCUGCCCGGAGCUGUGGCACUCCCGGAGCCGCGCCUGCGUCUGCCUGAGGGAGCGCUGGCUCAGGCUGCUGCAGUCGGGGUUGCACAGUCAGCUGGCUGGGCUCCAGACGCUGCUCCUCAAUGUCAGCAGGGCUGUCACCCGCGAUGUGCUCAUCGCCUUCUCCCCCACUGAGGGCCCCAGCAGGCUGAACAGCACGGAGAAAGGGAAGGCAGGUAAAAUCCACCUCCCCAGGGGGAUAUUCCGGUCCCUGAGCAGCCAAACAGUGCGAGUGGUAGUGACAGUCCUCAAUAUCCAGCAGCUUGGCAUGUUCAAGGAAAUCAACCAGACAGGGCAGGUGCUGGACAACACCGUGGUGGGCAUCACGGUGGGGGAGAGCAGCAUCUCGGGGCUGCAGGAGCCCGUGCAGCUCACCUUCCCCCACGGGGAGCUGCCCCAGGGUGUCAGCCCCCGAUGCGUGUUCUGGGAUGCCAGCAAAGGGCAGGCAGGAGGCUGGCGCAGCAGUGGAUGUGACACACAGCCCGGGGACAAGGGGACAGUCUGCUCCUGUGACCAUCUCACCUUCUUCACCCUGCUCCUGAGCCCAGCUCUGGAUGGCUCCACAGCAAGAGCUCUGAUGGCUGUUGCCACCGCUGGCUGUGGAGUAGCCAUGGCCUUCUCCAUCUUCACCAUGGCCUUCUGCAUCUUUAUCAGGUGCAGGUUCAGGCUGGAGGACACCGUCCGCACCAACCUGGGGCUGCACCUCAACCUCGUGGGCAGCCUGCUCCUCCUCAACCUGGCCUUCCUGCUCAGCACUGGGCUCGCUGGCAGGGCCCCCCCAAGCACCUGCAGGGCCCUGGGGGGGCUCACCCACUACUGCCUGCUCUGCUGCUUCACCUGGACAGCGCUGGAGGGCUGCCAGCUCUACCUCCUCUUUGUCAAGGUCCUGGGCACCUACAUCCACCACUACCUGGCAAAGCUGUGCCUGCUGGGCUGGGGCUUCCCUGCUCUCGUGGUGGGAGUGGCAGGAGCUCUUGGCAGCUAUGGAAAAUACCACAUCCAGACCGUGGACCACCAGACCAUAGCCCACCUGUGCUGGAUCACUUCCAAACAUCUUCUGGUCCACUACAUCACCAACUGUGGCUACUUUGGCCUCAUCUUCCUCUUCAACAUGGCUGUGUUCGGGGUGGUGACCCACAAGAGCUGCAGCUUGCAGGGCACUGGGGCAGUGCAGGGACACAGCAAGCCCUGGAAGGUGGCUCUGGUGGCAGCAGGGCUGUUCUGCCUGCUGGGAGCCACUUGGGCCCUGGCAUUCCUCACCUAUGGCAUCUCCUCUGCAGCUGUGCUCCACCUCUUCACCGUCCUCAACUCCCUCCAAGGAAUCUUCAUAUUCAUCUGGUUGGUUGUCCUCUACUACCCAAAGACAAAGGAGAGCACUGGUUCCCUCUCCUACAUCAUCAGACAUGACAAAACCACCACAGGCUCCCAGGACUAG
Molecule: messenger RNA, 1644 nt
Organism: Melospiza georgiana
Lineage: Eukaryota; Metazoa; Chordata; Aves; Passeriformes; Passerellidae
Product: adhesion G protein-coupled receptor G3-like
Exons: 13
Coding region: 1-1644 (547 amino acids)
Biological process (GO): cell surface receptor signaling pathway; adenylate cyclase-activating G protein-coupled receptor signaling pathway
Cellular component (GO): membrane
Molecular function (GO): G protein-coupled receptor activity
Source: RefSeq, a predicted model, not a curated record